This is a messenger RNA of Rubroshorea leprosula, 4554 nucleotides long. The record is from the annotation of a GenBank genome assembly. NCBI's taxonomy places the organism in Eukaryota, Viridiplantae, Streptophyta, Magnoliopsida, Malvales, Dipterocarpaceae.
AAUUUUAAUCUCUAAAUAAGGUUUGCUGUGACAAUGGCGUGGGGUGCAGCGACUCAGGACGGCGGCAGAUCCAAAUGGCGGCAAGGACACAAUUGGAGGAGAGGAGAUUCUAGGAAUAGGACUCAGGGACAGGUAGAAUCGUUCUUCAUUUACAACUUCCCAGAGGAAUGGGAUGCGAAGGCUUUGUGGUACCAGUUUCAGAAUUAUGGAAAGGUUGUUGAUGUGUUUGUCCCAAAGAGACUAAAUAGGAUAUGGAUCGAGUCCUAUAAGCUGAGGGCAAGAGUGGCAUUUGCCAGGAGGCAGCGAGAGAUAGGAAAUCAGAGGUGUGCUGGGAAGAAGGCUGGGACUGACAGGGCUGUUAUGGGGGAUUCAAGGAAACAUAGUGCUUUGGUUCUGAAUAAACAAGCAAAAAAGAAGGAGAAAUCUGCAGCUAUGGAUAGAUUAUCUAUUAUUCAAAGGAAGUCUGCGAAUCUUGAGGGGAAAAGCUCCGAGGAUAAGGAGGGAGUUAUGAACUCGGGGCACAAUAGGGAGGAAAUUAUAGAAUUUUGCCCAUUGAAAGAGGAGAAUCAAUGGUUGCAGGGGAGCAUGAUAGUAGUCGUUAAGUCCAUGUCAAUGAUCUCUAUUAUUCAAGAGAGAUUGGAUGUGGAUGGGGGUUUGAUAAAUAUAUCACCAUUGGGAGGGAGAAGCAUAUUAUUAACGGAGAGAUUGGCGGGUUAUUUGAAUGAGUAUGUGCAACAACACAAAGAGUUAUUUGAGCUCUGGUUUGAGAAAAUACAUUCAUGGGAUGUGGCACCUCAAAAUUAUGGUAGAAUGGUUUGGGUGCGUAUAUCUGGAGUUCCUUUAAAAGCUUGGAGUGAUAGAUGUUUUGAGAAGAUAGCAGCUUCGUUAGGGGAAGUAGUAUUGGUGCAUGAAGAUACAAAAUCCAAGUCGAUUUUGUGUGAUGGAAGAGUGAUGAUUUUAUGUUCUGAAAGGAACAAAAUUGUAAAGACAUUGAAGUUAAAAGUGGAGGAGACGUUGUAUCAGAUUGGAGUGACGGAGGAAGAGUGGAGGGCCGACCCGGAUUGGUGGUUGUCGGAGGUUGAUCGGAGGGAGGAGGCAGAAACGAUUUCCGAUAAUUCCUUGUCGGAACAGGGUGAAGAGUAUCACGAUUUCAAUUUUUUCGUGAUUCAAUGUGAUGAUGUAGAUGACGUAGAUGAGAUUGAUGGGGAACGGUUAAAGGCAAAGGGAAAUUCGAAUUCAAAAAAAGAUGUAACUACAGAAAGUAAGGGGUCUGCGAGAGAGGUGAACAAGGAGUUGGAUGGGCUCAAUAACCAAAAGGGCCUGAUAAGGGAUGCAAAAGAUGGGCCAGAAGAAGAGUUUGGGCUAAAUGUGAGCAUUUCUCAAGUGCAAGAAUCAAGAGACACUGGGAAUGGGCCGAAGAUCAUAAUCGGCAAUUUAGGUGAUGUGCAGGGGACAUUUGAGGGGGAGUUGAAUAAUGGUGUUAAUUUGGGAAAUAGGGAUUCGAGAGAGAAAAAAAAGAAAGAUCUAAAAGCUUGCUACCCACAAGAGAAGCUCGCAGGAUGUGAAGUGAAGGCUCAAGAGAGAUCAGACACAAUCAUGCAGAGGCAUCACCGAAACCAGGAAGAACAACAGAAAGUCCAGAAUGGGGCGGCGGUGCAGGAUCAACGGGCUGGGAGCUCCUCCUUGUCUGACGGGUGCAUAGCUCACAGAAACAAGGAGACAAAAUUAGAGAUGGUGCAGGGGAAUCUUUGUAAAAUGAUGUGGUUUUCGGAUGAAUUUGAUUGGGUGAUGAAGGAAUCGAUAGGAGCAUCUGGAGGUGAAUGGGGACAACAUAAGUUAAAGUGUAAUUUGGUGAAUAUUUAUGCCCCAAAUGAUAGACAAAAGAAACUCAAGCUGUGGGAAGAACUUCGGCAUAUGAUAGUGGAGGAUGAAGGUCGAUGGCUGAUUGCUGGAGAUUUUAACGUUGUUAGGUGUGCAAAUGAAAAGAAAGGUAAGUCAGGGGAGACAACGGAAAUGAGGGCUUUUGAUGAUUUUAUUGUGUCAACUGACUUGGUGGAUUUAAAGCUGGUCAAUAGACGUUUCACGUGGUAUAGGCCGGAUGGAUCGUCUAUGAGUCGGUUAGACAGGGUCUUGAUGUCGGAUGAGAUGUGCAAUUUGGGAAGGGAAUGGGUGCAGCAAGGACUGAAGAGGACUGUGUCAGAUCAUUGUCCGAUUAUGGUCAAAACAUCAGCAGCAGAUUGGGGACCGAAGCCUUUUCGAAUGUUUGAUGCAUGGCAACAACACCCACAAUUUAGGAAGGCGGUGGAGGACAAAUGGAAGGAAUUAAAUGUGGAAGGGUAUGCUGGAUACAGAUGCUUGCAAAAGCUAAGGAGAUUAAAAGAAUUCCUAAAAGGCUGGAAUAAGGAGGUGUUUGGGAACAUGGAAACACAAUUCAAAAAUGUUGCAGAAAAAGUUGAAAGGAUUGAUUUGAAAAAUGAAGUGGUGGAUCUGGAGGGAAGCGAGGUGAAACAAAGGAAAGAAGGUUUUCAGCAGAUAUGGGACAUGUUGAGGUUGAGAGAGGCUAUAUGGAAGCAGAAAUCAAGAAGCGAUUGGGUUAAAUUGGGGGACCAGAAUACCCGGUAUUUCCACAAGGUUGCAAAUGGGAGAAAGGCACUUAAUAGUAUCCAGGGAAUAAUGAGUGAUGGUCACUGGGUAGAGGAACCAAUUAUGGUUAAGAAAGAGGUGAUGUCUUACUUCCGCAAGUUGUUUCAAGAAGAAUCUUGGGAUUGGCCCAAGCCUUCAAAUAUUGAUUUCAAGAAAAUUUCUGAAGAGCAGAUGGUAUGGCUUGAGAGACCCUUCACUGUUGAGGAGAUUGAAGAAGGAUUGAAGAGCUGCGAUGGAAGUAAAGCCCCGGGGCCUGACGGAUUUGGUUUUGGAGUCAAAUGGAGGGGGUGGAUUAAGGAAUGUCUCUCAACCACAUGGUGUUCGGUGCUAGUAAAUGGCAGCCCAACGGAGGAGUUUUAUUUGGAGAGAGGGUUGAGGCAAGGGGAUCCUUUAUCUCCAUUUCUAUUUCUGAUGAUUAUGGAGGGGUUAAAUGGAUUGGUUAAAAAAGCAGGGACUGAAGGACUGCUACAGGGAAUAGAGAUUGGUAAAAGGGGGCUGACGGUUUCCUUGCUGCAAUUCGCAGAUGAUACGGUUAUUUUGGGAAGAGCUGCCAGUGAAAAUAUUCUUAUGGUCAAAGCUAUUCUAAGAUGGUUUGAGAUAAUGUCAGGGCUGAGGAUUAACUACAGCAAAAGCAGUAUCUAUGGACUUAAUGUGAAAGAGAGCUGGGUAAGAGGAGCUGUAGGUACGCUUCGAUGUGGUAUAGGGGUGAAACCUUUCUCUUACUUGGGAAUGCCAAUUGGUGAAAAUCCAAGGAACAAGAAGUUUUGGGAUCCAAUAGUUAGAAAGUUUUGUGGUAAACUUGCCGUCUGGAAAUCUGCCCUACUGUCCUUUGGCGGUCGCCUCACGCUACUUCAGUCGUUAAAAUUCAAAGGGUUUUUUUUGUGGGGUGGUGGGGAUGGGGGGAACGACGAGAAGAGGGAGAUAUCGUGGGUGAAAUGGGAGGAUAUUUGUGGUAGCAAGGUGAAUGGAGGACUAGGAGUACCUGAUUUGCACCGUAGAAAUUGGGCUUUGUUAGGAAAAUGGUGGUAUAGGCUAGGGGAUGGAAAGGAGGGGUUAUGGAAACGGGUAGUGAAAGAGAAAUAUUAUGGAGGUGGGCAGGAGGUCAAUAUUACAGAUGUGGAGAAGCUGCGAGUGUCAAAGAUUUGGGGGGACAUUCUUAGCAUAGGCGGGAAAUCCAAUAGAUUAAAAUCUAUGCUGGUGAAGGGGUUUAAAUGGGAGGUAGGAGAUGGAAGCAGGGAGUUCGGGUUUUGGGAAGGGGAGAGUUGGAGAUGGGAAAUAGGGUGGCGAAGAAAAAGGAUGGGUCGGGAGCAAGAUGAGGAAAAGGAGUUAUGGAAGGUAUUGGGUAAUUUACAGCUUAGGAAAUAUGUAAGUGACUAUUGGAAGUGGAGGUAUGAUGUGGAGGGUAGGUUGGUGCCUUCUAAAGGGGUGGAGGAGGUUGAUCACCUAUUUUGCACGUGCAUGGAAGCGUGGGUAGUUUGGGUUAAGAUGAUUAAGUGGUGGGGUAUGGAGCUAGUGAUGCCGGAUACAGUGAAGGGUGUGGCAGAGACUUUCAUCUACGGGCUAGGCAGUUUGGUAGGCAAGGAGAUGGGAGCUUACAUUUUUCUUGUUACUGCUUGGUAUUUGUGGUAUAGGAGAAAUGUCUUGUGGCAAAGCAACCCGUUGGAGUGUGCAAGGGAGUUGAAGCGAUACAAGAAAUCCUUGAAGAUGUUUAAUCAGCAACAGAAAUGACUUCAGUUUAGUUGAAGUGUGUUCUUUACUGAUUAUUCUUGUUCUUUCGGGGUCUUCAUUAUUUUUGUGUUCCUGCAGUGUCUUUUUAUUUUUGCAAGGAGUAAUUGUUUUCUUCUUUUUUUUGUAAAAGGGCAGGAGUAUCUCUUCUACUCCAUUAAUUUUUAUUAAAAUAAUUCACUUUGU